UUACAGAAAGGGUGGUGGUUACGUGGCAAACAAGCCAACUUAUUUAUAAAAACAAAGGCAAAGGAACAGAGGAGAGAGAUAGCAUAUCAUAUGUUGUUUCAGCAAUGGCGGAUGACUCGGAUGCCGACUCGGUGAUAGUGAACGUCACCGGAGACGACAACAAGUCUGCCCUGUUCGGGAAAUACGAACUCGGGAAGCUCCUGGGGAUGGGAGCCUUCGCGAAGGUGUACGAGGCGGUGGACGUCCGUACAGGCGAGGGCGUGGCCAUCAAGGUCGUCAACAAGAAGAGGUUGAAAGAAGGGUUGACGGCUCACGUUAAGCGUGAGAUCUCUGUCAUGCGCCGCCUCCGUCACCCUCACAUCGUGCGCCUCUUCGAGGUGCUGGCCACCAAGACCAAGAUCUACUUCGUCAUGGAGCUGGCCAAGGGCGGCGAGCUCUUCUCCAGAGUUUCCACCAACCGAUUCACCGAGAAUCUCAGCCGCAAGUACUUCUUCCAGCUCGUCUCCGCCGUCAGGUACUGCCACGCGAGAGGCGUUUUCCACCGUGAUCUCAAGCCGGAGAAUCUUCUCCUCGACGAGAAUCGCGACCUCAAGGUGUCGGAUUUCGGAUUGAGCGCCAUGAGGGAGCAGAUUCAGUCCGACGGGAUGCUCCACACUCUCUGCGGCACUCCGGCCUACGUGGCGCCGGAGCUCCUCCUCAAGAAGGGCUACGACGGAGCCAAGGCCGACAUCUGGUCCUGCGGCGUCGUUCUGUUCCUCCUCAACGCCGGUUACUUGCCCUUCUCCGACCCCAACAUCAUGGGUCUCUACCGUAAGAUCCAGAAGGCUCGAUACAAAGUCCCCGACUGGACCUCCUCCGAUCUCCACCGUCUUCUCCGGCGUCUCCUCGAGCCCGAUCCCGACCGGAGAAUCACCGUCGACGAGAUUCUCAAGGACCCGUGGUUCAAAAAAGGAAUAGAUCCGGGCGAAAUCGUCAGAACCCUGACGGACGACCACGAUCUGGAAGAGCAGGCGAAGAAUCUCAACGCGUUCGAUCUGAUAUCGUCGUCAUCGUCGGCGAAUCUCUCGGGUCUGUUCAAGAAUUUCGUGACGCCGGACCACUUGGAGCAGUUCGUGUCGGACGAGACGCCGGGUGAGAUAAUGGGGAAGGUGGAGUCGGUGGCGAAGCAGAUGAGUCUGAGGAUAGUGAAGAAGACGGAGAGGGGGAUGAAGCUGGAGGGUCCGAUGGGAGUGGUCAACGUAGUGGUCAAACUUCAGAGGCUGACGGAGGAAUUGGUGAUGGUGGAGAUCAACAACAAGCAGCGAGAAGGCCUCGUUUGGGCCGACGCCCUCAGGCAAAAGCUCCGCCGUCUGGUUAACCAACCGGUCUAUCGCCUUCCUGCUAAACCCUGACUCCUGUUUCCCGGUUUACGGAUCUAAUUGAAUGGGGGAGGACCGGUUUAUUUGUGGUCCGCUCGAGGAUUCGCAGAGCAUUUUGGUACGGAUCCGGUUAAACUCGGUUCGGUUUAAAGCAAUGGAAGAUCACGUUGGAGAUAUGGAGAGAGAGAGGGGAAGAUAUUCAUUUCAUCUUAUUAGUAAAUAGUCCUUUUGCGAGCCCCAAAGACCAAAAAAAUGCCAAAUGUCCAACAAUAUAUAUAUAGCAUUCGAAUAAAAAUGGUAAUAACCUAUAUAGCUUAGAUAUCUUAUAUGUAUACAGUGUGCAUUAACAAAUAUCGUGUGUUUUUGGUAAGACAAACAACAAAAUGCUAUGUACCGCCUGUUGCUUGGUGGAUUUGGGGUACGAUGAGAAUCAUUUUUAUUAUUA
Molecule: messenger RNA, 1803 nt
Organism: Tarenaya hassleriana
Lineage: Eukaryota; Viridiplantae; Streptophyta; Magnoliopsida; Brassicales; Cleomaceae
Product: CBL-interacting serine/threonine-protein kinase 22-like
Exons: 1
Coding region: 105-1391 (428 amino acids)
Biological process (GO): protein phosphorylation; signal transduction
Molecular function (GO): ATP binding; protein kinase activity
Source: RefSeq, a predicted model, not a curated record